ACCGUCGACACCCACUCCGGCAGACAGGAAGUGUGAGCAACUUUUUCCACCAUCCAGCGCUACCUCGACACUUUCCACCGCACCGGUCCGAACUAAUGGGAUUCAUUUCGGUUCACGGGGGCAGCAGCAUCACGUCUAACCGAGAGGAGUGUGUGUCACCUCCAGUUAAAACGCGUAUUAAGCACGGAUUUCCUGUCCGCCUCACAAACGGUGCACUGUCCCUUUAACUGACGGCAGCUGCUCGGUUGGGAAGCUGCAACCUUUUCCACAGACCGAACCCCUCCGCUCACUCAGGACCCAUUCAUAAAUAAGACAUCGCAUGAAGAGGAAGCUCAGAAUAGUCGCGUCUGAUUAUUAUUAUUAUUUUUUUUUUUAAGUCAGUCGGCGAGCGGACCGGAUGCGAGGGGCGAGCAGGAACCAGACAUGUCCACCUCGGUCGGGGGGGAACUGUGUGUCGGGGGCACGGCUGAGAGAGCAGGAGUGACUUCCCAUGGCUGACCCCCCUGCUGAUGGUUUUGACUUCAUGUGUGAGCCGUCAGGAGGCAGCUUGAUCCAGCUCACAGCGUCUGUCCGACCCAGAGAAAUGCUCGUUUCCUCGCACGGUUUGGUGUUUUUUUUGUUUGUUUCUACGUGCUUCCGUUUCACACAACUAGCCCUGUUUUUAGUCUAAGUUCGCCGCCUCCAUCCUCUCCUCUUUUAUUAUUAGUAUUAUUAUCAUUAUUAUUUUAUUGACGUAUAUGAGAGAACACAGCGAGAGGAGCCGAGGACCUGACACACCGAUGGAGCAGUGAGUUAUGGCAGCUCAAGAGGAACUGUACGCCAAAGUGACCCCGCGGAGGCAGCGCCAGACCCGGCCGAGCACCGUCAAACAUGGGUCCACUCUGGACGUGCUGCUGUCCAUGGGCUUCCCCAAGACCAGGGCCUUGAAAGCUCUGGUUUCAACGGGAGGGAAGAACGUCCAGGCCGCCUGCGACUGGCUCUUCUCCCACGUCGAUGACCCGUUCCUGGAUGACCCUCUGCCCAGGGAGUAUGUGUUGUACCUGCGACCCAGCGGGCAGCUUCUUCAGCAGCUCUCGACCUUCUGGCAGCAGUCCCGCCUCUCCUGUGGCAAGAACAAGGCCCACAACAUCUUCCCCCAUAUCACCCUCUGCCAGUUCUUCAUGUGUGCCGACGGGAAGGUGGAGGCCUUGUCUGACGCCCUCCAGACCACCGUGGCCAAGUGGAAAGGUCGUAUAAGCGCGCCCCUGCCACUGGAGCUCUACACCUCCUCAACCUUCAUCGGGCUCUUUGUGGAGGAGCAGGUGGCGGACGUCCUGAAGGUCUUCGCCGCCGACUUCGCCACCGAGGCAGCAGCUAAAGCAGAUGUUCACGUCGAGCCCCACAAGAAACAGCUUCAUGUCACGUUGGCGUACCACUUCCAGGCCACUCACCUUCCCAUUUUGGAGAAGUUGGCCAAAAACGUGGACGUGUCUUCGGGCUGUGACUGGCUGGCCGUGCUCUUCUCCAGGGACAUUCGCUUUGCCAAUCAUGAGACGCUGCAAGUCAUGUACCCGUAUGUGCCUCAGAAUGACGACGAGCUUGAGCUGAUGCCCGGAGACUUUAUCUUCAUGUCUCCGGUGGAGCAGAGCAGUGCCAGUGAGGGCUGGGUGUACGGCACGUCGUUGGGUACGGGGCUGUCGGGCCUGCUGCCCGAGAACUACGUCAACCGCGCCGACGAGUCCGACACCUGGGUUGUCCAUGGGUCUCACUCGAUCCUAAACUGUGCCUCUCCCUCGAUCUCCGGCGGCACUGUGGGCGGGUUAUUGUUCGACGGAAAGUUGAACGACAGUCUGCUCGACAGUCUGAUGGACGCUCCCAGCCUCACCGGCCUCUGCCCUCCCAUGCAGGUGUCGAGGCCGAUCUGCCAGUCCUCCCUGUCCAAGAUGAGACUGUUCGUGUGUCGCCACGGGGAGAGGAUGGAUGUGGUGUUCGGGAAGCACUGGGUCACUCAGUGCUUUGACUCCAAAGGCCGAUACAUUCGCUCCAAUCUCAACAUGCCGUCCAGCCUGCCAGCUCGGAGCGGAGGUCACCGGGACUAUGAUAAAGAUUGUCCGAUUACUGUGUUUGGCUCCACCCAGGCCCGUCUUGUAGGUGAAGCCCUGUUGGACAGCCAUGCGACGAUAGAUUUUGUUUACUGCUCUCCUUCCCUUCGCUGCGUCCAGACCGCUCAACACAUCCUGCAGGGUCUGCAGCAGGAAGGGAAGACAAAGAUCCGCGUGGAGCCGGGACUGUUUGAGUGGACCAAGUGGGUUUCGGGCACAUGUUUACCCGUCUGGAUCCCCCCAGCUGAGCUGGCCACUGCUAACCUGAGUGUGGACACAACAUACAGACCUCAUAUUCCCAUAAGUAAGCUGGUGGUGUCGGAGUCCUACGACACCUACAUCAGCAGGAGCUUCCAAGUCACACGAGAGAUCCUGACAGAGUGCAAGAACCUAGGAAACACGGUCCUGAUCGUGGCCCAUGCUUCCUCCCUGGAGGCCUGCACUCGCCAGAUCCAAGGCCUCACCCCGCAGAACUCCAAGGACUUCGUCCAAGUUGUCCGAAAGAUUCCUUACUUGGGUUUUUGCGCCUGUGAAGAAAUGGGAGAGACCGGGGUGUGGCAGCUGGUCGACCCACCCAUCCUGCCUCUGACACAUGGACCCAAUCACAGUUUCAACUGGAGGGAAAUGCUAAUGCAGGACUGAAGGACAUUCUGUUUUUUGUUUUUUUUUUGUUUUUUUUUGGCUCUCUUAUCUUUUGGCAGCCCUGAACUGCUGAAAAAAAGUAUUUAUUUUUUAACCCACGCGGCUUAAAAACAAAACAAAAAAACAAAACAAAACACGUUUGGCUUCCGUAAAAAAAAAAUUGAAAAAAAAAAAAAGACAUCGUGCAAAAAAAAAAAAGUGCAUUUGUUGAAGCAAAUGUAUUCAGAAGCACUGCUCAGGAAUGAGAAAGGACAGUUUGUGUGGAGAUCACAGCAAAAAAUGAACUACAAAAAUUGGGGUGGCUUUUUUUGUAGCAUCUCCCUCAUCAUUCCACUCCUUUUUAACCCAGAACAUGGAGGUGCUACGAGAAAACCCCAGAUAUUUCCUGACGGUAGAUGAUGAAGCGGGUUUUGUGCCAUGAGCGGGUGUCGUUAAGCUCCGUCUGCGGCUCCUCCUCAGGCCCGGGCGGUGAAGACUUCGUGUUCCGCUGCCUUCUCACACACUGUGACGACAAGAAUUACGACGAGAGAGACUCACCACAGAAAUAUUUUUCCAUGUGUCAGAAAUUAUUAUUAUUAUUUAACUUUGUAGCUACGACCCUCCUGCGAGAAAAAAAAAAAA
This is a messenger RNA of Acanthopagrus latus (yellowfin seabream), 3344 nucleotides long. It is a transcript of the gene ubash3ba, whose product is annotated as ubiquitin associated and SH3 domain containing Ba. Gene Ontology annotation, molecular function: protein binding. The coding region runs from base 795 to 2723 and encodes 642 amino acids. The record is from RefSeq and is a predicted model, not a curated record. The transcript is spliced from 14 exons. Lineage: Eukaryota; Metazoa; Chordata; Actinopteri; Spariformes; Sparidae.